AUGUGGGCUUCGCCUGGUAUAUCUCUCACAACAGAGACCUUAUCGCUUGAAUUAUCAGUUCCUUGCUACAGACCAACCUGUGAAGGCGCACUCCUACCCGAAGCGCCUGACUCUUUCAUACUGCUCCCCUUCGCGUUCUUUCUUCAAGUGCUAUCUGUCGCAUCACACAUCGAUAAGGUUUCUCCAGUGCGGCUUCUCCUGUGACCUCGCCCCCCAAGCCAAAAAUAAAAGGGCAACACCAGUAUGUCUUGCUCAACUCACAGAAGGAGAGGAGUGACGCGGGACCUCCUGUCUGUUCUGCUCCUCUUCCACGUGUUCCUCAUGAUCCUGUCACUUACGCUGGCUGAAGAAAUCGAUAACCAGAAGAUGGCCCUAGUGCGGACCAUGAACCAGCGUAAGAAGAGCAUGUGUCUGCGCCAACUUGAGAGCACCACGUCCCUCGAGAUGCUGCUGAGGAUGUACGUGAGACCCAUAGGACCAGGGAACAACAGACUACAUAUCGCUGGCAGUGUUAAAGUUCCCACUGAAGAGCUGGAGGUUGGGGGAGACAGGGCAUCGCUUCACUACGAGUACACCUCUCUCGAUAAAGAACUCUACCUUAACGUGACGCUGAAUGGCAAACCACUGAGGUACAUUACCACUCGGUUCAUGUACCAUCUUCGCUACGACCUCAACGCCGUCAAGAUGUAUGUUAAGGGACGAGUGGAGAUAUUAGAUGGGGAGGAAUGUUCACAACCCGAGACCACCACCACCACCACCACCACAGUCAUGGUUUCAUCACAAGCCAACCACGCGGAGUCCUUCAGUAAAGAGCAUCGACAACACGACGAUGAGGACACAAUCCAGGUGCCUCUUCCCGCCGACAUCCCGUCAAGUCCCGCCGCCUCUACCAUGCCAGGCAGCGGAGAUACUACAUCAUGGAUCAUGGUAAUGGGGGCGGCAGGCCCAGUACCCCUCCUAGUCAUCGUAGUGGUUCUGCUGGUGUUGCUGGUGGUGGUGGUGGUAAGUGUCUCUGUCAUCCUCUGGCGCCGAAGAAAAGCAGCUGAUAACACCUCAAAAAACAAGGAUGAAUUUGCUGCAUGUCAACACCCACUCAUGCCACAGACCACAAAUAUUGGACCUUCUAUGACCUCACAAGCGGACCAGUUCUCCAGCAAUGAUAUGAAUGUGAACCCUGUAUAUAGAUCUCCUCCACCUCCUCCUUCUCUCAACUACUAUAGUGAAUGAGAAAACUUAUGACAGACACAAAUAGCAAAUAAUGAAUGAUCCCCCCCAAAAAAAUAACUGCCAUGUAAAGUUGGAGUCUCUGAAAACUAAUUUUACUCUACAUUAAAGGUAGAUUUCAGUAAGUUUUCAAACAUGUAACUGUUGUCUUUACAUGCCAAACUGUGAAAGGUUUCCUGUUGGUCAAAGCUGAUCCAGGACUUUCACUACGGCAGCCUCUCCUGCCUGAACAGCUGAGCCUCCACAGUGAGUUAAAAAAAAAUUAUAUAUCAAUAUAAAAGGAACACUGCAGACUGGUGGCCAAAACACCUAACCUUCCUGUAGUGAACCAUGAAAGAAGGGACUUACAUGACAAACCAAUGAGAAAGGCCUAUUCCAUGAUUCAUAUGGUGUUUUUUAAUGACAAACAAAUGUGAAAGGCCUAUUCUAUGAUUCAUAUUAAGAUUAGGUAAUGAUACUUUUAGUGAUCAUCACAGGAAUAAAGCUACAGAUAUCCGUUAUGGUGAAGCUAGGUAGCUGUUAUGAUAGUGGUGUGAAUAUAUAUUUUUACAAGAUGUAACACUUAAGUAAGUUGAUUAUAUCCUUUUUUUUUCUCAAUGUAUGCUUAAAGUAUAUUUUACUGCAGGAUUAUCAUUUCAAUACAAAUUUUCUACAUUUA
Messenger RNA from Scylla paramamosain (green mud crab), 1882 nucleotides. RefSeq lists its product as uncharacterized. The transcript is spliced from 7 exons. Lineage: Eukaryota; Metazoa; Arthropoda; Malacostraca; Decapoda; Portunidae. The record is from RefSeq and is a predicted model, not a curated record. Bases 244 to 1227 code for a protein of 327 amino acids.